AAACUAGCUAUAAUUGGCCAGAGUCUGUUCGGCCAGGAGGUGUACAGCAACCUGAGGAAGCAGGGUCACAAGGUGGUGGGUGUGUUCACAGUCCCCGACAAGGAUGGCAAGGCCGACCCCCUGGACUGACGCAUCGAACAGAGGGCUGGGGGCCGUUCUGUCUCAGCAGGUGCAGGGAGUCGACAGCCUGUACAUCAGCAGGAAGCUCUCUGAACAAGAAUCUUGAUACAGCACCAUAGAGAAAGUGUCUGGCCAUCCGGUGGGCGGUCGAGACCCUGCGGUAUUACCUGCUGAGAUGCCCUUUCACCCUCUGUUCGGACCACGCUCCCCUCCAGUGGUUUCACAAAAUAAAGGAUGCCAACAGCCCUUUAAUUUCAGAGUGGUCCAUAGGUCAGGCGCUGGGGGUUUGUGGAGGUGAGCGUGGUUUCGAGUCAGCUGCGGAGAGGGAGAGGUGGGGGAGUGGCUCAGGGGAGCAGUACCAGGGAGAGCUAAUUGUCACAGCUGAAACACAUUGACUAAUUAUGCUCUCCCCUAUAUAUGCAGUAGUGUGCUGGACCUCGGCCCCUUUUCCCACACACACACGGACAACAGCAAACUGAUGGCUGGUGAAUGUCAUGAUUCAUGGUGGAACUGUGAUCAGAAAAAAGAAAGACUCGAUCAUUGCAUGAAGCCGGGCAAAUCAACGGCGGUGAUUGAGUACCGAGUGUGUGUUUAGUAGUGUGGGGAUCAACGAGUAAAAUAAAAGUGUGUGAAACGUGUGCCUCCGAGUCUGUGUGUGCCAAAAGAAACCGCAGUAGCCAGAGAAUUGCUACACAGACCUAAAAUUUGAUCACAGGAUAUUGGAUGCUGACAUGCUUUGUAUUACAGAAACAUGGUUGCAACAUAAUGCACCACAUAAUAAUAUUGAAAUGCCAGGAGGGACAUUUCACCAUAAAGUAAGGUCUCAAUCAUACAGCAACAUGGCAAUUUUCUCUGGUUUACAGAUAGAACAACAUGGUGGUGUUGGCUUCUAUCACAAAAACCACAUAAUUUGUAACAUUCUUUAUGUGCCUUGUAGUGACAUGAAAGCCAUAAUGUUUAAUGUUCAGUCUCUCAACCACAAUUACAUAGUGCUAUAUAGACCGCCAUCAUAGAAAAUUAGCCUAUUCAAAAAAAACCCUGACUACUAUAGUUUGCAACAAAAGCACCACCUAGUAACCGAUUGGCCAAAUUUUGCACUGAGCCUCAGUGGGGCAUGGGAAAGUACUGGCUCAAGUUUCGUAUUAUUUGGACAGUCCUAUGUGGAGAUAUGACAUCAUUUCCUGUUUUACUGCAACCUAUAGGAAGUUGUUCCUUUUUAACUUGCGCAUUUUUUGGAGUAUCAACAUUCUUUUAACAACUUUUGAUCAUGAUGGUCCAUAGAUUCUAUGUGCAAAGUUUCAUGCAGAUGAGACUCACUGCCUAGGAGGAGUUGAAAAAAGUAUAUUUGUAUAUUGCAUUAUCUUUCAACAACACCACCACCUAGUUCAGUUCACUUCAAUUUUAUUUAUAUAGCGCCAAUUCAUAACAGAAUCUCAUCUCAUUGCGAUGCUAAGACCACGUAGAAUUUUUUUUUUCGUGGCCAAUUGGCACGAAAUUUUACACAGAGCCACAGUGGGGCAUAAGCUACUGAGAACCUAUGUGGAGAUAUUGAUAAUAGUUAAAUUUUUUCAUAUUUUGAAAAAAGUGACGGACUUCUUAAUUGACCAUAGGUUGCUGUGAGGCAAACUUUUUUCACACGUCAGUGGAUGUGCUGAAAAAAUUUCAGCUCUGAAGGACGUACGGGUGGUUUUUUGAAGUCUAGAAAAGUACAUUUAUUGUAAUAAGCCACGCCCACUUUUAUCGAUCAUUACCACAUUUUAUGCAUCAGCCGAUUAUGAAAUAUAAACUUUUCACAUUUGUAGCGCCACCUAGUGGCCAAUUGGCACCAAAAUUUGCACAGAGCUUCAGUUGGGCGUGGGAAAGUAUUGGUCCAAGUUUCAUGUUAAUCGGACAAAUCUAUGUGGAGAUAUGACAUCGCUUCCUGUUUCACCGCAACCUACAGGAAAUUGUUCCUUUACGUUUUUUUUGGAGUAUCAAAAUUCUUAUAAUAACGUUUGAUCAUGAGGGUCCACAGAGUUCACGUGCAAAAUUUUCUGCAGAACAGACUCACGGUCUAGCAGGAGAUUGAAAAAGUAGGUUUUGCAUAUAUCUGCGAUUUUGCAAAACCAAAUUACAGGCGUAAAUGGGCAUGUCCUAUAUCACGAGAUGCAGCUCAAUUCAGGGAACACGUCCAUGUAAGGUUUUUGAAUGUGACGUACUAUGUGGGAGUUACUGGCCAAAACGCAUAUACCUUGAUUAUAGCGCCACCUGCUGGUUGAUGUGUCAUUUUUGGUGUCUGAGGUGUGUGCACGGGUCUAUACCACAGCUGUGAAACUCUUACGGUGUAGGCUGCAGUACCACUUUUACCAUCAGAAAAAAAAAAAAGUGUGGUUCCGUGCCCCCUCGGGCAUGGACCCCUCAUACACAGUACAAAAACAAUAAGGUUCCUGCACUUUGUACUUGGACCCCUAAAAAUGCUGCAGUACAGCAAUGCCAAAGAUGUUUGAGGUUAUUUGUAAGUACUGUCAACAUUACAUGUGAGGUAAUGUAGUACAUCAUGGUCAUAAUUCUUUAAUAACCUAAUUUAAGGCAUCUUAAAAAUUAUUGUGUAAAAUUAAAUAUUGGCCAAUCAUUAUUAGAAUUUUUAAGCUCUUAAAUAUCAGUAUCGGCCUCAAAAAUCAACUAUCUCUUAUAUGAAGGUAGGGAAUCAAUUUAAAAGCUGCUGCACUUGAGGCACCAACCAUGAACCGCAAAGUCCCCAGUUUGGAACCGACCAGGGUCAUUUCCCAUCCAUCUCUUCCCUCAUUUUCUGUCAAAUCUUUACUUUCCCAAUUAAAUAAAGUAAAGAAAUGCCCCAAAAAUGAUUAUAUAUUUAAAAAAUGUCAGCAUAAAAGUAAAAUAUACAGGUAAAGGGCUAAAAAAUACAACUGGUAAAGCCCUUUACGAUAGAUCUGGACAAUAAGUAAAUAAAACAUUGAUAUGAUUAAAUAAGAUUCAAUAUCAUCAGGUAUUUGGUCAUCAUAAUAUUGAGAUAUGUCUUAAAUGUUGUCUUUUUUAUGGCUGUGUUACAUUUAACUGAGUAUUCUACUUUUUUGGUCUUUGUAUUAAGAUUACAAAUUAUUUUAAAAGUGCUUCCUAAAGCACCAGAAGUGAUCACCAUAUAUCAUUUUAUAUUGAUUUUGAUGUAUUAGCAUAAAAUAUCACUGAGUUUGUCAAUAUUGCCCAGUGCUAAUUCCCGUCUGGUGAAUGAUUUCUCAACUGAAUUUCCAGAAAAUUUGCUAUUUUAUGAUAUACUGGCUAAAGUGAUGUGAAAUUACAUAUAGCAUGACAGAAGACUUUAUCCAUAUUGCCCACCCAGAGUUUAAGACUUAACAUUAAUAAGGGCAUUUUUAUAAUAAUAGUACUCAGUAGUACUCCUGCAUCAGACUUAUUUUCAGCUUUCUCUACUCUAUCGGUAAACUCUUCUUUUUCAGCAGUGGCGGCAGAGAAGGAUGGGACGCCGGUGUUCAAGUUCCCACGGUGGCGGGUCAAGGGGAAGCCCAUCCUGGAGGUGGUGGAUGCCUACAAGGCGGUGGGCGCCGAGCUCAACGUCAUGCCCUUCUGCUCCCAGUUCAUCCCCAUGAACAUCAUCGAUCACCCCAAGCAUGGCUCCAUCAUCUACCACCCCUCCAUCCUGCCCCUGCACAGAGGAGCCUCAGCCAUCAACUGGACUCUGAUCCACGGUGAUAAGAAAGCUGGCUUCACAGUGUUCUGGGCUGAUGAUGGACUGGACACCGGACCAAUUCUGCUGCAGAGGGAGUGUGCUGUCGAGCUGAACGAGACCGUGGACACACUCUACAACCGCUUCCUCUUCCCAGAGGGCAUCAAGGCUAUGGUGGAGUCAGUGCAGCUCAUCGCUGAUGGAAAGGCCCCUCGAGUUCCACAGACAGAGGAAGGAGCAACCUAUGAAGGCAUUCAGAAGAAAUCCAACGCCAAGGUCAACCUGGCCCAGCCAGCUGAGGCCAUCCACAACUGGAUCCGCGGCCAUGACAAAGUCCCUGGUGCCUGGACUGUCAUUGAUGGUCAGUAUGUGACCCUGUAUGGCUCGUCCAUGUUGGCUGGAGCGGUACCAGCCGGUCAGCCCCUGGAGAUGGAGGGGGCGUCCCAGCCCGGCCUGGUCACCAAGAAUGGGCUCGUCCUGUAUGGAACUGAUGGGAAAGCUCUCCUGGUGAAGAACCUGCAGUUUGAAGAUGGGAAGAUGAUCCCUGCUUCCAAAUACUUCUCCUCUGGGGAAAGCUCUAGUGUGGAACUGACAGAUGGUGAGAAGAAGAUGGCAGAGGAGAUCAGGAACAUCUGGAAGGGCAUUCUCAGCAACAUUCCAGCCAUUGAGGACACCACAGACUUCUUCAAGUCUGGAGCUGCCUCCAUGGAUGUGGUCAGGCUGGUGGAGGAGGUGAAGCAAAAGUGUGCCGGCGUCCAAUUGCAGACCGAGGACGUGUACAUGGCUACCACCUUCCAGGGCUUCAUCCAGAUUUUCAUCCGCAAGCUGAGAGGAGAGGACCAGGAGGAGGAGCUGGUCAUCAACUAUGCAACCAAAGAAGUGAACAACAUGACCGUGAAAAUGCCAUACCAGUGUUUUAUCAAUGGCAAGUUUGAGGAUGCAGAAAACGGCAAGACCUAUGAUACCAUCAACCCUACUGAUGGAUCAGUGAUUUGCAAGGUGUCCUACGCCUCAGUGGGGGAUGUGGACCGGGCGGUGGCAGCUGCCAAAGAAGCUUAUGGUAAUGGACCCUGGGGCAGGAUGAACCCUAGGGACAGAGGAAGUCUGCUUUAUAAGCUUGCAGACCUGAUGGAGGAACACCAGGAGGAGCUGGCCACCAUCGAGUCCAUCGACUCAGGAGCUGUGUACACACUGGCCCUCAAGACACACGUAGGCAUGUCCAUCCAGACCUUUCGAUACUUUGCCGGCUGGUGUGACAAGAUCCAAGGCAAGACGAUCCCCAUCAACCAAGCCAGGCCCAAUCGCAAUCUGACUUUCACUAAGAAAGAACCUCUAGGUGUGUGUGCCAUAGUCAUCCCAUGGAACUACCCUCUCAUGAUGCUGGCAUGGAAGAGUGCUGCCUGCCUCGCAGCUGGAAACACAUUGGUUCUUAAACCUGCACAGGUCACUCCGUUGACUGCACUGAAGUUUGCUGAGCUGUCAGUGAAAGCUGGCAUUCCAAAAGGAGUCAUAAACAUUUUGCCAGGCUCAGGUGGCAUGGUGGGACAGCGUUUGUCUGACCACCCAGAAAUCCGCAAGCUGGGCUUCACUGGCUCCACACCUAUUGGCAAACAGAUCAUGAAGAGCUGUGCAGUCAGUAACCUGAAGAAGGUUUCUCUGGAGUUGGGAGGGAAGUCUCCUCUCAUCAUCUUCAGUGACUGUGACAUGGACAAGGCUGUUCGCAUGGGCAUGAGCUCUGUGUAUUUCAACAAAGGUGAAAACUGCAUUGCUGCUGGACGUCUGUUUGUGGAGGAGUCAAUUCAUGAUGAGUUCAUCAGCCGAGUGGUGGAAGAGAUCAAGAAGAUGAAGAUUGGAGACCCACUGGAUCGCUCCACAGACCAUGGCCCACAGAAUCACAAAGCCCACUUGGACAAGCUGCUGGAGUACUGUGAGAUCGGAGUGAAGGAGGGAGCUACGCUGGUGUACGGAGGCAAACGGGUGGACAGGCCAGGUUAUUUCAUGGAGCCCACCGUGUUCACUGAUGUGGAGGACCACAUGUUCAUCGCCAAAGAAGAGUCCUUUGGCCCCGUCAUGGUGGUGUCAAAAUUCAAAGAUGGCAACGUGGACAGCGUGUUGCAGAGAGCCAACGACACAGAGUAUGGCCUGGCCUCGGGUGUGUUCACCCGAGACAUCAACAAGGCCAUGUACGUGAGCGAGCGGCUGGAGGCUGGAACGGUAUUCGUCAACACCUACAAUAAGACAGACGUGGCUUCACCUUUUGGAGGUUUCAAGCAGUCUGGUUUCGGCAAAGACCUCGGAGAGGAUGCCCUCAUGGAAUACCUCAAAACCAAAGCAGUGACUGUGGAGUACUGAGGCACAGACUCCCCUAACGAACUCUGACCCACAUCUGAAUAGGAAGGGACUCGUCUGUCUGUCAGACAUCUUAAUUCAGCAUUGCUUCUGGACUGUGUGUGUGUACUGUAUGAAUGAGAGGAGAGCUUUGUUGUUCGUCUCAGCCACAGUUUGGACAACGUCUUUUCUUGGCUUUCUGCGUGGAAAUUCACAUCAUGGACAAGGGACAUGUGUGGUUUCUACCAGUCUGUAUACCUACGCGUAAAACCCUGAGUUGGACGCCUGAUGUGAGCUGAGCUGGGUCUGACUGUAUUUUUUUUUUUAAGGUUUAAGUUCCAUUAAACACACUCACCAUUUUCAACCUGAAACCUGUUUUCCCAUUAUCAAUUAUGUCAAUCAAUUCUGUAAAAAACAAAAAAAACAAAUUGAAAAUCAUUGGAAGUCAUGUCUCUCAUUCACUUGUAAUGUUGCCUUCACCAUUCCUUUGUUUACUCUUUGGGAGCUUCUGGGCUGCUGUGUACCAUACUAGAAAAAUAGCUCUUAGUUUAUGGAUGAAGUAAUGUGUUCAUGAAUGUGAAUGUCGAAGCUUGAGUUCAGAUGCCUUUUGGGUUGAGCUUUGGAGUAGCCAGUUCCCUGCCUGACAGAACUUAACUGUACCUGAUUAGCAAACAAAAUAUAAGUAACUCCAUAGUAAAACUAUUGGUCAUCGACAUGAUGGUAAAACAGGAUUCAGGUUAAAAAGCCAGAUUUUCAUUUAAGUCCUUAAUCCACAUAAAAGCAGUUUGAGAAAAUAAUCUUAACUCAAGGUCCACUUACCAGCUUUUUUUCAUCGUGCAAUGCGGUCAACAGCUUGGGGGGGAAAGUCAGUAAGUUGACCUUGAGUUGAAGAGUAGCUAAACACCAGGCUGAAAACCAGUGUCUCACUGCCCUCUCUGGUUGAACUGUUCAGGUCUGUUUCACAAUCACAUUCUGGGUGUGGUCAGAAUUGUGUAUCUGCAUCUGUAACAGCACCCUACAGCGACGUCACAGUGUACUGACACACUCCGGAGUACACUUCUACACUGCAGCAAGGUGACAGGUUAACCCACUGGAGGUCAGCAACAACUAGAUUUUCAGGGGGUGAUAUUAUAUAUUAUUUACUUACUAUUUCCAAAGUCAAGAAUGAACUUUCACACUCACACAAAAACAGUUGUUGACACUAUUUUAUUCUUAUUGAUUAAAGUCUUAAUGAGGACUGAU
Siniperca chuatsi (mandarin fish) is the source of this 7369-nucleotide messenger RNA. RefSeq names its product aldehyde dehydrogenase 1 family, member L2 (gene aldh1l2). Bases 3692 to 6151 code for a protein of 819 amino acids. Gene Ontology annotation, molecular function: aldehyde dehydrogenase (NAD+) activity; formyltetrahydrofolate dehydrogenase activity. The transcript is spliced from 22 exons. NCBI's taxonomy places the organism in Eukaryota, Metazoa, Chordata, Actinopteri, Centrarchiformes, Sinipercidae. Gene Ontology annotation, biological process: biosynthetic process; one-carbon metabolic process; 10-formyltetrahydrofolate catabolic process. The record is from RefSeq and is a predicted model, not a curated record. Gene Ontology annotation, cellular component: cytoplasm.